AUGCAAAGAAUGAAGCAACUCCUCCUAUAUCUCUGCCUCAUAGGCACAUCUUGGGCUGUGCGGUUGCGGAAACCCCGCAAGGCAGGAUUUGGAAGUAAGAGUGAAGAAAUGAUGCAAUUUGGUCCAUAUGGCUACCUAAACUCACCUCAAUUGACUCAGUUGGCAGCUUCCUUGUAUGGCUAUCGCUCAGGUUUCCCACAGAUGGUCCCUCAGCAGCCUGCAUUUCCCCUUCAGAGGUUUUACCUCUGGCCACAGCAGAUGCCAGUUCACCAGUCUGCCCGGCCGCCCCAACAGAAGCCUCCCCAAACUCCAGUGUCCAAGAAGGCAAACAGCAGGCCACAGCAAAAGCCACGGUUGGCACCACAGCAACCAAGAUAUCAACAGCCACAACCCAAAACACAUCUGCCAGCUAAACAGCCUCCAGUUGCUACUCAACCUUUCCAGCCUCAGCCACAAGUGCCCGUUCAGCCACCCAAGGGAGAGAAACCACAACAGCCACAGGCAUUCCCUCCACAUACGCAACAGCCCUGGCAAUUUCCACAGAUUUUUAGUCAUGGAGCCUUCCAGCCACAACUGUUCAACCCAUAUCAAGGACGUAUGCCAUUUGGACGGCCACCCAACAGUGAAGAAGGGACUCCCUAUUUUGGACCUGGCUACCAAGGGAUGGGCGGUCGGCCUCCAUAUUAUUCUGAAGAGAUGUUUGAACAAGAAGACAAAGAACCAACCAAAGAGAGCCCAGCAACUGAUCCAGUGACCAAUUCAACUGAUACAAACUCAACCAUAUCUAAUCCAGCCAGCCAAGCAGGGAAUGGUACCAUAUCUGGACUUGGUGAAAAAGCCAUUGGAGCCAAUUCUCCAGGCCUUCAAAAUAAUCUGGUUAGUGGGAAUGCAGCCUCAACACCUUUGCCCACUACUAAGGCAUCAGAAGGAAAUGGAGUGGCACCGAAUGUCCUUGAACAAUUAAGGCAUAGGUCUAAGGUUCCAAAUGGUGAUGUCAUUCAGAGUUUUCCUUCAGGUAGACAGCACUCCACAAUGCAAAUUUCUAAUAUCUAUAGACCACACGAACAUAUGGAAAAUACAAAGCAGAAUUUGAUUUCUAGAGGGAACCCCUCAAUACAAACUGAAGACCCAACAUAUCCCAUGGGUAAUGAUUGGAACCCUAAUCACAGAAGUAAUAUUCAAAACACAAAUGUCAACCAUCCCUCAACAAACACAAGACACAUCCCAUAUGGGCAACAAGAGCAACCUCAUUACCCUGAGAGGAAUCCAUACAGUCAAAUAGAUAGAGUGCCUUUCCCUAGCUCAGAUCCUGUGGGCCAGUGGAAUAAAGAUCCAAUCUACAGAGACAAUGAUCCAAAAAAUUCUCCACCUGAAGGCCAUCCCCUGGAUCCACAGUUUAAAACAAUGAGAAUUGAUAACAUUUAUAAUGAAAGACAGGAUAGUGAAAGAUUCCAGCCUUCUGGAAUGCACCAAUCAAAUACAUUGUCUCAUCAGGGAGUAAAUUCAGCCACAAGAAGAACUCCAUUUGAAAUAGAAACCCAUCAGCAUGAUUGGAGGGAGCAGCCCUUUAAGCAUAUUGAUCAGAAAAGAGAACAAUUUCUGCCUGAACAGACCCCUACAUGGAGUAAUCGGGAGGAUUCACGUUUGUUCCAAGAGGCUCCUCCAAGACACCGCUCAAUGUAUUCAUCUGGUUCUUUCAACCAGAGGGAAAUGCCUUCAUAUUCAGGAAAGAAAUCCUAUGAUCAAUAUACCCAUCCCUUCCUUCCCAGAGCAUGGGAGGACAGAGAAAACUCUCCCACAAUUAGUCCAUCAGACCAAAGGGAAAGUCCACCAUAUUCUCCAGCUUCACCUUCAGAUCAGAUACAAAGGAAAAUCUACUACAGAAGAAUACAGCCAGAGUAUGAACCAUAUCCCAGGCAAGAUCCAUGGACUCGUGAACACUUGCUUGAUCUUGACAAGCAGUACAAUAAUUCUCCAUACAACCCAGCUCAUCACCAGACAUAUCCAAAAUAUGCUACAGAAAAUCCACCUAGUGAAAUAAGUAAUUUACCUUAUCAGAAAAUUAACCAGUGGACCCAAGAAGAACAUUCUCCCAUUCAAAGUGCAGGACACUUGAGGCAAGUUGAAAAUGUCCCAUAUCACACCAACAGUAUGUUUGAACAAGGAGAAAGGAAAUUCCAGAAUGUAAGGUCAAGCUCUCCACAACAAAGCAACACUUUCCAAGAAGAAGCACAAUAUGCUGAAAGAAACACAUGGUUCCCCCAAAGAGUGGAUCCAUCUGCUCAGAAAGAAACUGGACCCUACUUUAAUAUCUAUUCCACAGACUUCAGAGGAAACCCAACACAUGUUGAAGACAGAGAGAGAAUCAUACAUGUGAAUGCACCCAUUUCCACUGAGAAUGCUCCAGGAAGAAGGCAUUAUCUGGACAGAAUGGGAUAUUCAGAUGACUAUCCAAAAGAACGCAGAAUGAUUACCUCACAAUCGACAACUAACCAGUUGUGCUGUGCAGAUGACUCUCCAGUACGAAGAGAAAACAGACUGGCACCACUAAGGAGUGCUCCUCAAUUCAGACAUGUUCUAUGGGAACCAAAGGAAAGCUCAACCUAUCCAGAUGACAGCCAUUCAAACUAUGUGCGGUAUGCCCACUCCCCAGCUGGUAUUCAAGGUAAUAAUCCUCUGAAGAAUGGGGGGAGAGAACGAGAAGAACUGGGUACAUUCAGAGUGGAAAAUGCAGGCUCAGAAAAUAGUCCACCAUGCUCUAACUCACACUUAAGCCAAGAUAGCAAACAAGAAGCCAAUUUCCAGAGAGGGUUAUUCCAAUUUAGGAACAUGCCAUGUCAUGGAAGCAACCUACGAGGAGACAGACACAAUCCUCUUGCAUAUCUUGUAGGAACAGGUCAGUCCAAAAGAGAGUUUGGAAAAGCAACUUUAAACUUUCUUCCUGAAAAAAUCCCACAGUCACAUGGGAUCCAAAGUGAAGCUCUUGUUAGUGAAGAUGAUGGGAAAGAAUAUGCAUCACUGGGAACCAAAAGGAUCCCGUGCUUUGGAAGUUGGUUAAAGCAGUAUUUAUCUAACACUGAGGCUCCAUCUGGUGAUCAACAGCAUGAUCCAUUUUAUGGAGAGAAUCUAGUCCCAACUGGAAAGCCAAAUAGUGUACCACCCAAGCCAGAACCAAUCUCCAGCAGCUUUCUAUCUAAUGGAGUAGAAGAGAAACCAUUGAAAAUCAAUGCUCCAGGAGAGGAAUGGGCUGAACAAGCUACUCAAAGUACCCCAGACUGCUUACUUUUCCAAAAGAAAUGAGACCCUGAGACAUGCUUCAGGAACUAAUAUUUGCGAAAAAUGGUGAUGGCAUCUUCCUUCAUUGUAUGGCUGUGGAAACAUAUGUAGAUAGUUGAUAUUUAUACAGGUCUUAAGCCAGCUAGUCUUCAGCUCAGGGAGCAUGAGUUGUCAUUAAAC
Messenger RNA from Anolis sagrei ordinatus, 3456 nucleotides. It is a transcript of the gene ENAM, whose product is annotated as enamelin. Lineage: Eukaryota; Metazoa; Chordata; Lepidosauria; Squamata; Anolidae. Gene Ontology annotation, biological process: positive regulation of enamel mineralization; ameloblast differentiation; amelogenesis. Gene Ontology annotation, molecular function: structural constituent of tooth enamel. Gene Ontology annotation, cellular component: extracellular matrix. The record is from RefSeq and is a predicted model, not a curated record.